This is a messenger RNA of Bombus pascuorum, 23309 nucleotides long. RefSeq lists its product as uncharacterized. The coding region runs from base 545 to 15271 and encodes 4908 amino acids. The record is from RefSeq and is a predicted model, not a curated record. The transcript is spliced from 31 exons. Gene Ontology annotation, molecular function: protein binding. Lineage: Eukaryota; Metazoa; Arthropoda; Insecta; Hymenoptera; Apidae.
GAGGGGGAAUGCGCCGUCACGUCAGUAUUCCGCGAACCAUCGACGAGUGUAGUUCGUGUCUUUGUUCGUUCCAAUUUUUUUGUCAUCAGUGACUAUAUAUUCGUGUUCGUAAUUUGAUAACCGAGAACAUCGUGAGUCAUUAAAUUUAUCCUCUGUUUUAUCAAUAACACUAAUAAUUUGUAUGAUUCGUCGUCCAUGAACUUUUCGUACGUAACCUUUUCGUCGUUCGUUCAUUGAAAGAUGAUGCAUGGUCGGUAAUGUCGCUGAUUAAGGAGUACUGACUACCAUUCGAGUAAACGUUGAUAAUAAAUGAUAGCAGGCAAAUUUCGCGAGGCGUUAUUCGAGAAAUGUGAGCGUUGACAAGACGAACUUACGCGCGAUCAACGAUUUUGCGCCGCGAAGCGCGAACUACGACCUCGUUGGUCAACUCGAGACGAGUAAAACGAGACGGCGUGGCGUCUGUAUCAGCAAACAACGUAGCUGCAUCUCGCGUUCGGAUUGAAACGCGAGUGAGUGGUUGUUGGAGAGUGAUAAGAGAGGCGGGAUGAGUGCAAGAGAAGUCACCCUUGUUGGAGGCUCUCCGUGGGGAUUUCGUAUGCAUGGUGGGCAUGACCUGCAUCAACCCCUUCGUAUCUCUAGGGUUAAUCCAGGCAGCAAAGCGGCUCAACAGGGGGUGAGAGAGGGUGAUUUGAUUAGUAGCAUAAAUGGAAGAACUACCCGGGAUUUAACGAACAGCGAAGCACAUGCACUCUUACGAAACGCUGGAGAACACUUGAAACUCGGUUUAAAUCAGGAAAAUAUUGGCUCUCCAAAACGACGAAUUUAUAGAAGUAGUUUACAAGAAAAUACUACUAGUGAAAUUCUCAACAAAACAACGACAACGAAAACUACGACUACAUCGAAUACCCAGAUUAUAACGACCGAUACAAAGAAGAACGAAACAAAUGAUACAAAAUCUGACCAAAGCUACGCCAAUCAGAACGGUGAACCGAAGAGUUCCUUGAUCCACCAACGAAACGAAACCGAGAAAAGAGUUUGCAAAUUCUUGGAGUACGCUACCGACAACGAAGAGAUAAACAUGCCACACAGUGCGCGAAACCGCAGAAAUCGCAAAGGUCGCAACAACAGAAGACCCUCUCAAAGGCAGCAAACUCUGGAUAAAGCUACGAAAGAUAACAACGCCACCAUAGAAAAUCCAAAGAGCAUCGAGGAACACGAAGAGAAUCUUCACGAACCUAAGACGAGCGCAGAUACGAAGACGAACGACUCCGACUCGGAGAAUACCGUACACAGUGGCGAAAUUCAACAGAAGAAUGUCGAAGACGAUGAUGUAAACGUGACAAAGAAUUCAGAUAACGAAAUUACCUCAAAGGGAGUUAUAUCGAAGUCUCAUAGAUACGCGAAAGAAGAAAGGUGUCGAAUCGAGAUAGGCACAGUGCAACCUGGCAUCAAAGUUAUGAAGAUCACAACGAUCAGUAGUUCACCUCUGGAAGCAAAAAUCGAUCAUAUUCCUGGUGUCGGUAUCGUAGAGACUGGUAGUAAAGAUAAGAUGCCGGAUAACGAGGGUAUUGUGACAAUUUCCGAACCUGUAGACUCUUUCUCUUCUUCUACGACGAAAAUGGACAGGAAGAACGAUCUGAAUCAAGAUUCGAUGUUGACUGACAACAAGCUGCAGAUUCGUGAUGUCAGCGACUGCGACACGGUAGAGACCGAUAACGUUAAACCAGUUAUCGUUGAAAUGGAAUCGGACGUGGAAAGGGAGCCAACGGAGCUAGCUACGCGGUUGGAAGCGGAUUUCGAUGACUCUGAUGCGUCGAAGCAAGAUUUUGUGGAACCGAGGCAUGUCUGGGACAGCGUGAUGCCGCACGACGUGGAGAGGAAAUUGAGGAGCUUCAUCGAGAGUCUAAAAUUGCCGACUUACGUGGAGGACGUCGUGGAACCAACGAAGCCAACGGACCACGAGCGGAUCAGUGGCUCGACGCAUAAGAAGGUAGUGAGGAAACGCGCCACUUUCGAAGCGCAACACGCGCACUUACAGGCGGCUAACAGGUUUUUGGACAUCAUUCAAGAGGAGGGCGAGAAACUGUCCGAAGACGAAGAGCAGCAUAUAAGAGAUUUUAUUAACGAGGAGAUUGGGAAAUACCGAAGGAAAGAACGCUGUUCAGAAAGUGUAGAACAAAAAGAGGAAUUGAUGCAAGAAAUAAGAGAGGAGCACAGUGUGAAGAUAAAUGUGAUCAACGUGGACGAAGAAAUGUCUGAGAAAAAGGAAGAUGCUGAUACAAAGAAAGAUGCUGAUAAACAGGAAGAUGUUGAUAUAGGAAGAACAGUAAAAUUGGAUAGAGUGGAAACGGAGCUUGAUACUAGAGAAACGAGGAAACCGAUUGACGAAGAUGAUGAAUCGCAAAAGGAUUUAAAGAAGGAGAACUUAAAGCUGAAAGAAGAUAGUGAUACGGAAGUGUUAGAAGGAAAAAAUGUUAAUGUUGAAGACGAGUCUGUAGGAAGUGAGUCAUUCAAAAUAGAGGAAUUGGAGCAAAGUAUAGAAGAAGAUGAAGAAAUAUUAGAGAAAAAGGACGAUAAUAAUGGAAAAAUUGAGGAAGUGGUAAGCGAACCAUCGAGUAAUGACAGUAUAAGUCAAAGUGAUUUUAAAUUGAAUGUUGAAGAUGAAACUAGUGGUCUAAUGUUAUUUAAUGGUGAAAAUAAUGAACUUAAAGUUUUGAAUAGUAAGCAAUUAAACGAAAAAUGUGAAACAUUAACUAAUGAUGUUAGAAUAAAAGAAGUAGAGGAAGUAUCAUUUGUUGAAGAAGGUAUAUCGACAGAACAGAUGUCAGAAAAGCAAUCAGAAAUUUCUGAUGAUUUAAAUAUCAGUGCACGUUGUACAAUAAUACAGGUUCAAGAAAACAAAAAUGAAGAAUUAGAACUGAAUAAAAAUCAAGAUACUUCAAAUGAAAUAUCAGAAGAAUCAAACAUCAAACAGUUAGAAACGGAUGGUAAUUGUACUCGUUUGAAAAGUGAAGCAUUAAUUGAAAAGCCUGUUGGAGAAGAAAAAUUGGAUUUAGAAAAUAAUAUACAAAAUUCUGAAACAAAUAUAUUGUCAGAGGAAACUGAAGAAUCAAAAUCAAUUGGUGACGAUAAUGGUUCCAAAAACGGAGCAUUGUGUGAAAAAUUGGUAAAAGAGAAGGAAUCAUGUAUGAAAGAUGAUGUUAUGAAAGAUUCUGAAGUAAAUCCGUUGCCUGAAAAUCAAACGACUGAAGCGAUUGAAAAUGGAACAAAAAAGAAUGGAGAAUCAUCUUAUAAAAGUGAGAUAAAGUCCGCAAAAGUCAAUGAAGAAUCAUCAUACGAAAUAACAUCUGCAGAAAUGAAUGAAACAUCGUCACAAUACGAAACAAAACAUAGAGACGUCGAUAAAGAAUCAUCGAAUGAAAAUGAAACAAAAUCUAUAGAAAUUAAUAACGAAUCAUCACAAUCGAAAUAUUCAUCUGUAGAAAAUAUGCAAAAUGAAAGAUAUACCGAUCCAAAAAACAUUAAUAUUUCCGAAUCAAGCAUAACGAAAAGCGUAAGCGAUGAAUUAUUAAAAGAACAAUCCUGUUGCAUAGAAAGGAAAUACUCAGAAAUUCAGACUCCAGUAAACGUUGUAUCAGUGAUAAAGACAAAACCUUGUACCAUAACGCCACCAAAGAGAUCUUCUAGCCUAUCAGACAUCGAUUUCCAAGAGAAAACAACGUAUUCCGGUAUUUACGAUCGUAAUCCUCCAACUCCUCCGCUUCGUCGAAAAAGGGAAGUCAAAAAGCUCAUAGACGAUCCUCCCAGUCGUCCACCUCUUCCGAAAGAACACCUCAGUACAUUCGAUGCAUCUGUCAGACAACCCUUGGAAAUACAUUCUUUGGAGACUCCAACGAUGUGCAAGAAUAUUGGCAGCCUGAGGACUUUAUUGACAAUAAUAUCCCGCAGUGACGCGUCCGUCAGAAAUAUUCGCGACGCUUUAAGCACCGUGGAUUCGUUGGCUCUGCCUGAGAACGUACGUAAGAUAAUCGAUGAUCUAAGAACAAGCGGGAGGAGGGCUUGUCUCGGGAGUGACAUUACCGAAUUGCACAAUUACCUUGAGAACGGCGCCGAGCUUGGCAAUGGAGCAACGCCUGAAAUAACGCAUGACUACUUGAAUCGUAACAUACACGAAAAAUCGUCGGCGCCCAAGUCGUCGGAGAAAUCUAAUGCGCACGAGCCGGUCGAACGAAUAGUGAAAAUGGUCAUAGAAUCGUCUAAGGACGAGCCUGAUCGAACAACAGUUUCUGAUAAAUCCAAUCAGAAGCAAUCCGAGAGUAAGAUCGGAACAUUAACAAAUGAAAAUCAGGGAAACAAAACUGAAUCGGAACAGCCAUCGCGUCAUCAUGUUAAUAAGGAGGUUAUCAAGAGUGAAAUGUCGAGCACGAAGACGAUUGUAACGCAAAAAAACAUAUCAACCAUGCGUAACUUCAGAUCGCGUAAUAAUAAAGUUGAAAAUUCAAAAGAUACCAGGGAGUUAACUACUAGCGAGGAAGAGUUUGAAGAAAUAUACAAAUAUUCCACUUCAAAGGACAAUGACGAAAUACAGUCUUACGUUCGUAAAAUUAGCAAGCACGAUAAUCAUGAUCAGAAGGAACGUGAAAAAUUCGAUAGCCCAUCAGAAAUAUUAGAUCCUAUUAUAAAAAUCCAUCCUGAGCAUUUCAUGGAUAAAGAGAAGUUGGAGACAGUGGAUUAUCAAGGGCACGACUCGUCUAGCAGUGCAACUACUUUGAGUACGGUGAAGUAUAACCCGGCAGAUGCCUGGCAAGCUGAUAUUUAUUCGAUAAUAGUGGAAGAAGCAAGGAAAAGCAAGCUUAAGCGAGAGGCAGAGGAGAAAGUCGAAUCAUCUAGCUUGAAAAACAAACUUCCUUUACUGAAAAGGGAUGAAUCAUUUUAUAAUUCAACGAACUGUCACGAAGUUCCAGUGACACCUGAACCUAUACCCUAUUCACCUGUCGAAGAUCUGUGUUACGCGACCAUUGACAAUGAUGCGAAUUAUGUGAAGAAUCAGUCGCAGAAAGACGGAACUACUAGUAGACCAGAGUCUUUAAAAGACCUUAGCAUUAAGAAAAUCUUGUCGAUGCCGUACGGUUUUCACGUAAUCAACGAGAUCACGAUGCCUAAAUUUAACAUCUUUAAAAGUCUACGAUCUAUCCCGAAGUUUACUAAUAACGUAACGAAUGGUGAGAUUAGAGACAUUCCAUUAAAUAUGCAUGGAUCGCGGCAAAUGACCAUGGCCAAAGAUAGUUCGGGAACGUGGGUAGGUUUAUCGACGACUAAAGAUCCCAGAUUGCUCGUCUGCUUAUCACCGUCUCAGCAGAAAACCGCAAUAAAAACGAGCGCGGACAACUUACUGGAUCUGCAUAGAAAAUUCCUAAAUAGACACAGUUAUUUCGACGAGGAACCGCCUCCACGAAUCCCUGUUCCUAAAUAUCGAGUCGAACUGCUACCCAUCGACGAAAGUAACAAAGAAAGCGUUAAACGCGAAGUAAAAAUCGAAUUCUCCAAACCGACUGCUCAUGACGUUCGCACUGAAUACGAUAAAAGAUUAACUACAAACAGGCUGUUAGACAUUAUCAAAGAAAAUUCUGACAAUUCUAAACUUCCAUAUAGCACCAAACCAAAGUCGAGAAACGAAUCAAAGGUAAAGUUUGAUGAAUCGAGGCACUCCGACACAAAAUCGUCUUAUACAAAGUCGAGUACUCUUGAGAAUGGUCAGGAGCGUCUCAAAGUCACUCGCCUAUGCGACUGGUUGAACUUAGCAAGACGCGAACCCGUCAGUAAUGCGCGGCACGCGACAUCGCUCUCCGAUGAUUUAUUAAUAGAAUCGUCGGGUGAGGGAAAAGAGCGUGAUAAGAGUCGAUUCAGCGAACGAAUUCAUGGCAAUCAGUCGGAGGUUGCAAAAGAAUCAGGGUCAGAUAGAAUCAAGGAACAUGUUACUGGUAAACGAUCGACGCCAGCUCAUUUCAUCAACGCUCCUUUCAUCGUGAAUUCGCUCGAAAAACCGGAGCCGCCCGUCAGAAGUCCGACGCCUUUCAACAAGAGUCCCAUUACAUUGAACAGUGCUAUCAUCGACAAAUCGGCCGCGAUGCCAGACACUGCGGACAGGAGGACACCGCCACGAAGGACUAUCGAUCCGCGUUACAAUGUGAAUCCAGCGUUGAUCGACAAUAAAGUGGAAGUGCCACCGCGUCUGAAACGUGUGAUCAAGGUAGACAAAUCGUGUAUCGACACGACGAGUAUUUUCGAUCGAAAUCCACCUAGAAGUCAUCUGGAACCACGACGAUACAAGAGCGAAGAAGAAGAAAAUGUGAAACAGGUGGCAGCUACGGAAAUCAUGCAAAAUCUGAAAAAGCUUCAAACCGAGGCAGAAACUCAAUUGGAAGGUCAUCGAAAGUAUUCUCUACCCCAAGAGUAUUUCGUACAGCAGUUGAAAUACAUAGAGCUGCUGGAGAAUCAGUUGAAAAAUGUAAUAUUAGCCGAGGAGGAGGAGAGGGAAGCCUUUGAGACAUUCCAAACACACGCGAGGCAACAGGCGCAAGAGAAAGGCGUAACGAAGGAUGUACCAAAGAGACUUCUUUCUUCAGACAAGUCUUUUGAUCCAGUAAAUACCCCUGAGAUUAAAGAAAAAGCCUCUCGAGAUACUUCCAAUGAUGAAUCUUGGGUAGAGAGCCAAAGCUGGCAAGAGAAGUCCGAGGAAGUGAAGGAAAAUUAUUCGGAGACGAUUAAUAAACAUGGUCACAAGGAUUUUUUGAAGAAGGUGCAUCACGAGAACGGUUUCCACGAGGAGGAAUGUGAAAAGCGAAUCGAGCACGUGGAACAGCAUUCCGUGAUGACCAAGAAAGGUGACAAAGUUCCUGAAAAGAUGAAAGCGGAUCGAGUUGAGCAAGCGAGCAACGCUUGUAAAAAAGCACCUACGGAAAAAGAAACGACGAAGGACGAGCGUCGUUUUGGCAAAGAAAAUACGUCGUCCCAGAUGUCUAACUUGCAGAAAACCGUCAAAGUCGAAAAACCAAGUGUGUCCGCGGCCGUGGAGAACAGCGAAACGUUCCGACAGAAAAUGUACGACGAGUAUGUGCACAAGGUCCUGGAGCGAGAGGAACGGAAACAUCAUAAAGUGGUGAAAAUCAGCACUCACGAGAACAUUCAGAAAUUGAAGAAUAAUUUGGGAAAGAGUGACAUGAGCACCGUUGAAAAAGAGUUUAUCGAAAAAGCGAGGAACAGGUUAAAUAAAUUUGGGAUUAAUUUGGACGAAAGCGAAUCUGAAAGUGACAAAAGCGGUGGUAAAGGCAAACGUGACAAAAAGACGAAUGAGACGAAACAAGAAUGCAACGAGGAGGAGAAUAUCGUCAAGGUGAAAUGUUUGAUCGACGGGAAGGAGUUCGAAGACGCGAAAAAAUUACCGAAGCAUCUACAAGAAUUCCUUACAAUGUCCGCCACGUUCGACGAUGUAGGAUAUGGUUAUGAUUUUGACACAAGGCAAAGUGAUAAUGAGAACGAUCUUCUGCACGAGAUUGACAAUGCUUUGAAAUUCGGCAAGGGAUUUCUAUUUGGGAAAGAGAACGUUAUGUUCGCUCCCACGUUUAAAGCUUCUUCCGCAACACCAGGCGUUUGGUCACCUGGAAACGAGCCACCACCACCCCCAAAGGAACCGAGUCCUGGACAAAAAGAAUCUCCAAAAGAUACUGCAAUCCCUCCUGUCUGGACGCCUUCCAGCGCCGGUACCAGUCCAGUUCCUGAGAAAAAGGAAUUUCGACCGGUGCAAUUCGAAAGCCCUAUUCUGAGCCGAAAAAAACCAACGCAGCAAGAAAGUACACAGGAGGCCCCACCACCUUGGGAGACGGAAGAAGAAAAGAAAGAAACGUCACGAAGUUGUUAUGACAGCAGUACGCGAAUUGUCAAUUCGCAUUCAGCACCUUCGCAAGGAUUAAGUUCAUUAAGUUCAACACCUCAUCUGCCACGUGCCCAGAAUCCAACUAUAACACUGCUCCAGAAAGCAAGAGAGGGACAAUUACCGAAAGGAGCAGCCUAUCUGGAGGAGACCGAAACGAUAAAACGACCUCCGAGCGACGAAAAGCCGAUAAUUAGUCCAGGCGAGAUCAUUUACAACGUGAAGAAAGAGUACGAGAGCGAGCCAGAAACAGAAAAUGAACCGCCAAAGAAGAUGGUCGAUUUGGGUCCUCGAAAAUUCAAUGGUAUUGGCCCAACAUCUAAGGAGGGUAUUCCUCUCGUUUUAAGAUCGGAAGUCAAGGAGAAUAAUCAAACAAAAUGGUAUAAGAAAAUGUACGACUCGUUGCAUCGUGCAGACAGAAGCGAUGACUACAUAACCGUUCAUUACAAACAAAGAAGAGGGACGAGAUAUGGUUACGAAAGUGGCAGUGGAUAUUUAAGCGAACCGGAACACCGUUUAUAUUCGGAUCGUUCUGUCACGCUCGACAACCGUCGGCGUCUACGUAACAAGGAAAAUGAUUUUGCCACGUCGACAAUGCCCAGAAAGAAUGGCACAUUAAAAUAUACUUCAGAGAUUUAUAAAAAUCAACCUGGACGCAUCGAGGAUUACGAACCUGGACGGUCAUCGAUCGCCGAAAAAGAAGCCAAGGAGUGGUGGGACGAGGUCAUGGAUAUAUUUGACGGGUGGUUGAACGAGAAUGGACAUCCCCAGGGUAUGGAAAUGAAGGAGCUCCGAGAUGCACAGCUGAGCCACCGUGCUCUGAGCCUCUCCUACCGACCGGAGAGCAGUUACAAUCCUUUUGAUCAGCGCAAUAGUCGUCCAGUGAAACCAUAUAUGUCACAUGCUCUUAAAGAAUCAGGAUACGAAAGCGAUUCUACUCUGGUGUUCCGUCGCAAGGAAGAUAUCAGCCCGCUGAGUCAAGUUGAACAAAGACUGGCCUAUAAAACUGUUCAAAGCGGUGGUGACGUACCUCUUCAUGGCUUUCGUAAACCCGCUCCAGAACGACCAAAGGACGACACGGGGAUCGAGUAUUUUCUGAUCUCGCCCACUUUGACACGGAUCCGUGUUCAUCGAAAAAGUAUCUCUGCUACUACACCUGCUUCGUCAUCAACCACUUUGUCGCAACACGAAAGAUUAUCCUCCAGUGAGAGUGGAAUGACCAAGAAAAUGGACGUUCGAUCAACUAUCACAAAAUCAAAGUGUCUCAGAGAUGACAAUUUUACCAAUCCACAACUAGGUAGUAGAACAGUCUCAAAUGUGGUCACAGGACCUCCUUCUCCACCUCGAAGACAAUCUUCUAGAAACAGCAAAACAUUGAAACUGUAUGCAUCAACUGCAUCAAAUCUCAAACAUCAAACCAUGGAUAACACACAAUCUUUUAAAUCAAGACACAAGCAAUGUUUUACAGAAGAUGGAUCCAAGGUUAAAUCACUGAAAGAACGGUUUUGCAGCAAUCUUGACAGGUUCAAGCAGAGUCGAAAAAGUCUUUCAACUUCCACUUUAUUUCGAACGUCCUCUAAUAGCUCGAUCUCGCCUCGGUCUAAAGUUUCUACUUCAGUGUCAAUUCCAUUGAACAAAAAGAACUCGGAUUCAUGGUUGUCACAAAGUUUACUCGACACAGCUACGGUGGAAAGUUUCGCGGCCGAUAAAAGCCGAACUCGCGUUUGCGUAGAUACUUCUUCUUCGUGGAAAAUUGGUUACGGAUAUUCCGCGAAACCUGACUUGAAACGUGGACUUGAACAUAAAUCAUCCUCUUCUUCGAAGAUGGCUUCGAAAUAUGUAGUUCCUUCCCCAACAAAGUCAAAGAAGUUGCAUUCUAUGAAUGAAAUCGGUAAUUCUAUAUCUUAUCUUAAGAAAACUAAUGUUAGAGGGAGGUUAACAAGAAAAGAGCAGGAAGAAUCUUCUAAAAGACUCGCCAGGUCACCGGUUGAUUUAUCUUCCAUAGAAAAUAGGAAGCAUUUGCAGAAAUAUAGAGACAAAAGUAGCAAAGAUGUUCGCACGACAGUAUUACCAUCAGGAGCUGUUGUCAAAAGUUCCACGACGAUGUAUUCUGCAGCUUUAAAUAAUGCAAAGCAGAGAAGUCCGCAAGACAAAUCUUUGAAAGUAAUAGUUACUGUGUCUUCUAAAGGACAGGAAAUAUUAAGAAACCCUGUAGACUCAACUUCAACAGCAAAAUCAACGUUUGCUUUAAAGUCGUCUUCAGCCACAUCUUCCCCAUCAGUUGUGCAUAGAUCGGUAUUAACAGACACCAGGAAACCUAGAACGAUAGUCAGACAGCAUGAUAAAAUAGGUUCCAGCAGGAAGUUUACGUCCUCGUCUGAUGCAAUUAGCGAAUCAUAUACAAAGAAGGGACUAAGACCUCAUACCAUCGCCAAGUUUCCUACACAAAAGCCAGAAACCAUAAAAAUUAGUCCUGACUCGACUAAAAAAAAACUUGAAGCAAAGAAGUCGAAGAAGGACAAGAACGAAGUUACUACGAGAACGAAAAAAGUAACAACUGGACAAAAGUCAGAUUCAAAAAAUGAGAGUAUUAAUAAAACUAAUAUUGAAAACGAGGAGCCUAAUAUUAAACAGAAUCCGUCAUCAACAGUGAGUAAACAAUCACCCAUAUUAGCUAUAGAAAAAACUAAGAGACAUCACGAAGUAGCAUGUUCUGAUACAUUUUUCCAGAAUCUCUUUUUAAAAUCAGUUUCCUCAGCUGUUUCAAGUGAAAAUGUCUCUUUUAAGAGAUACAGUGUUAGUGAACGAGCGAGGAUAUACCAAGAAAAUAUCAGAGAGGGUAGCAAAUCAGAACCUUCACUAAAAGCUUUGAGUAUUUACUUAGCUCACAAGCGUCCAGUAUCAGAUUCAAAAUUCAAAAACUGGGAACGUGAGAGUAUCUCUUCUAGGAGUUCAAGCCCAUACGGUGUCAGCUGGCCUGGAAGAUCUGUAUUUCAUAAAGUGAGCAAGUUUGACAGUCUUCUAGGUAUCGAAGACUUUGGAUCAUCGAGUAUUUUACAUAAUCGAAGCCCAGACUCGGCAAAAGAGCGUUUGAAGGAAAGAAGUUCAAGUGAGCCGCCCUUGAAGACCUUGCCAGAACAUUCAGGCUCGAAACACUCAUCUUCACGAACUUCUUCACCAUCUCCAGUUAGAUCACCAGCCUGUAGACGCAUUCGUACAUUGAAGCAAGAAAAAUCAGAAAUUCCUAAUACAAUUAUCGCGAAGAAGAUUACAAACAAAAGUGCUGGAGAAACUAAAGAACUGCAAGAAAUCCGACCUAAGUUUGGCUCUAACUUAUCAUUGAGCACGAAUUCUCUGUACACGUCACCAAUUGGUCAUGAAGAGUAUCAUCAAUAUGUACUGGAAAAGUUACACGACAGAAGGAGAUCGAAAAGGUAUCAGGAACUUCACGAUUUCUAUUCGAGCCUUGAAAGAUUAGGCGAAUUGGAGAGGACUUUUUCUACCAACGACUUACGACCAAGGAUGAAAAACGAAGAAAUUAUAGAUUAUGAUAGAUGGAAGAAAGUAAGGUCGCACGAGAGAGCUGAAGUCGAGUUCAGUGCUCUGUAUGGGAAGCUGAAGGCUGUUCAGAGGAACAAAGACUUCUUGUUCAGCACCAAAGAUAUUAGUAAGUUUAAAUGGCACGGUGACUGCAGCUUAAGGUGUAAAGAACGAUCUGUUGAAAAUAUUAUUCAACAUUUCAACAAGCUCCAAUUUGAAGAGAGCGAUCUAGAAUAUUCUAGAAGAAAAGAAAUCUCCUCGAGAAAAGAUAUGUAUAAACCGCUUUGGCGAGGCACUUCUGUACUAAACGUGGCAAGCACAAUGCAGAAGAAAGCGAACAGCUCUCAUAACGAGAAAUCCUUGGAUCAUACAGAUCAUCCAUUCUUACAAAGAAAUCUUGGUGGCAGUAAAAAAUUUUGGAGCAGUUUGUCUAUUGAACAAGUAGCUACUUUGAAGAAACAGCUAAACGAAAUUUACGGUAGCGAUAAUUUGCAGAGGUUUACACCUUCGACAUCUUCAAAAAUGAAUCCUGAAAUUACAGAACAACGACAAGAGAAAAUAAGAGAAACUGAUAAACACGAUUCUUUAUCGAAAUAUGAAAUUGUCGUUCCACCUCAAGUCGAAUCGCCUGAUGUUCGAGAUGAUGGGAAAGGUCUUCAUGUAAGAUGUCACUCUAUGAUCACAUCGGAUAUAUCUCCAAGGGAUCAGAAAUCGUUUACGGAUCGUCCAGAAUUGAAGUUGAAGAGAAGUGAUUCUAUUAGUCACGGGAAAUGUACAGAAAAAUUUGAAUCUGAUAAAACUCUAUUCAGAAUCCCUCCAUCUAUGAGUGAGUUAGAGAAAAAGAGACUAUCUGUGACACUUGGAAAAGAAGUUUUGUCAGUUCUAUCACUUCCAUUGGCUCCCCGUGAAACUCGAGGCAGCAUAGCAGCUGCAUUAGCGGCUAAGAAGAUGCCAAAAGCGACUCGUUCUGCGGCUACACCUAGCGUAACCAGCACAUCGCCUAGAAGCUGUUAUUCUCUGGAGCCGUCAAGUGUUGAAGAUUCUUCGAGAACAGACUUGGGGAUCAAAGAAAGCGACUUCCUAUUGGUCCUAACCCCAAACAGCAAGAGUCCAUCUGAUAGACAGCGAGUAGAAAACGUUUUGGAAGAAUGGUCCAGAAAACCUCCUCUUUUAACGAUUGCUAUACCUCACACGACUACUCAGACCAAAAUUUCAGCCCAAAAUUCUGGCAGUGAAAGAGACAGUAUGACUGAAAGUUCUGAAACAUCUGUAAGAACAGUUAUUCAACGAAAUAUAGAGUCUCAAGAUGUUCCAACGAAGAUCGAAUUCUUCGAAAACGUUGAUAAAAUAGAAAUUGAUCAAGAUCGUAGAAAAGCGGAGCAAACAAGAUCAAAAUCAAAAUUGAAAUCAGGAAGAUUGUCUUCUUCUCAAAGUUUUGCAGAUUUGAAAGAAUUAUUCGGUGAGACGGAGUCGGCAAAAUAUAGUACCUUGUCUUUGUCAAGGUACAGAACACGUUCUAUUUCCCCAAAAGCAUAUAUUACUGAGGAAAAAAAAGAAAGUAGCCCCGAUAGGGAAGUGGCCACGCGACCCUCGUUUCGCUCUUGUUCGUGCGACCGUGAACAUGAUAGGCCUCAGAGCAUUAGUCCGUGUCGUGCAACCAUGCGAUCGAAUUCAUCCUGCAGUCUCGAGAGCAUUUGGUUGCGUAGUUCCUCACCAGACCCGGGAAAAUAUUGGCGUGCCUAUUUAAAGCUAGUAAAAGAUGGUACGGUGAGACGUUUGAAGGCCAGAUUUGAAAGUGCCGAAGAUCUUCGUGGAAAUACAGUCAGGACGGUUCCAGUACCAAAAAGAUUUCAGAGCGAUCCUGAACUGGCCAGAUGUCUUCUGAGGAAGGUGGACGAAGGUAAAGUGAAGCCUCAUGAGUUUGCGGACGUAGCCUGGUUGCGUCGAAGGUACGAGCCUCGCAGAGGAAGAGCUCGCCGCAGAGGCGAGUCUCCGCCGAUUCCACGUGUUCCUCUGAGACGAGAGGACUUGUCUAUGCCUCACAUCGAUGUUAUCAGUAAGACAGCUGAAUUGAAGGAUUCAGCUACAACUUCUACUGUGACUAAUGCUAGGAAGGCAGAGACUGACGAGCUGGAGGCGAAAAAGUCUGUUGAACGUAUGAGAAAAAAGUUCGAGGAGUUUGCUACUCAAAAAACUUCGAUCCUGGGCGAAAUGUUCACCUCGUCGCCGAAUAUGCACGAGCUGAGAGAUAUCGCCCCUUAUCUAGCUGGUCAAUGGAUAGCACAUAGGUAUCCCAGUCGACGAGAUAACAUGCGCUCGUUGUCCUCGCCACCCAAUCUCGCUGUCAGAUGUGUUUCCUUGAAAAGUAGAACGAAUUCCGCUCCCACAAAGACACAGAUCAAUGAUAGAGGUAAAGUGGUAAACCAAGUUGGUGAACGCACCUUAUCAAAAGGUCCAUCGUCAAUUUUGAAACAAUCAGAUGGUUUUACCAGUCAACCGUUUGAUCCUGCUAAACACAGGCCGAGGUUUAGAUAUCAACCGCUUCCUCCGCCACUAUCGCCGACCGUUCCACAAAAAGCCACUUCUUGGUGGUCACCAAUUCCCAUCUACACUGCUCGACCAACUGUCACUUUCGAAGAAUACUCGAACGCACCUCCACCGCCGUCAAAAUCUCAGCACUACAGAGACGCCUGCCAAGAAUCACCGAGGCGUUAUGUGGAGGGUGAGGUGACAAUUCACUAUCGUUCACCAGUGCGUACAGAGGCAAAAGAACCAUUGAGCGAAGAAGAGCUUGCUCGUCGAAGCGCGGAGAAUAUGCGACGCGUUUAUGAAGAAGAACGUCGUCGCAAAUAUCUUCAGGAAUUACACGAUAUUAAUUCACGACGACACACUGACAACUUUAUACCAUCACAAAAAUCACCGAUUCCCUUGAAUCGUUACGAUGAUUUCGUGGAUGAUUUGAGUCACAGAAGCAGAUCCCAGGAGCAAACACCGGAACCGCGGCUCGUGGCAAAAGCACUUUAUAAUUUUAUCGGGCAAUCUUCGCGGGAAUUGAAUUUCCGUCGCGGUGACAUAAUAUUUGUACGUCGCCAGGUAGACAAGAACUGGUACGAGGGUGAACAUAAUGCUAUGAUUGGCCUGUUCCCAUCGAAUUACGUUGAGAUUUUAUCUUACGAUGGUAUGCGCACGACCCCAAAGAAACCUCACGAGGGUCAGGCACGAGCUAAAUUCAAUUUUGUCGCCCAAACAAAUCUCGAAUUAUCUUUAGCCAAAGGGGAAUUUGUGGUCUUAACAAGAAGAGUCGAUGAAAACUGGUAUGAGGGACGUAUCGGAAAUAGAAAGGGAAUAUUCCCUAUCUCCUACGUUGAAGUUAUGACAGAGCCUGGCCUUAGAUCAGAAACGCCAACACAAAACAAGCCAGUUGCCUCUCCAGCUGCGCAUAGUCUUUUGGCAAAUGGAUCAGUUGGGGGGAAAAUGAGUAUGGGAUCCCAUCACUAUAUGCCGUCCAUACCAGUUAACGUUAACACAACCCAGCCACAUUACAAUUCACUGCCACGGAUGGGCGGUAGCAAAUUACAUGUUUCACAACUUAACGAAGCAUUACAUAUCGACACCCAUUCUGAACCAAUACCAUACCGAGCUCUCUACAAUUACAGACCACAGAACGAAGAUGAGCUCGAAUUAAAGGAAGGUGAUACGGUGUAUGUGAUGGAGAAAUGUGACGAUGGUUGGUACGUUGGUUCCAGUCAAAGGACUGGUUACUUUGGUACAUUUCCCGGAAAUUACGUGGAACGAUUGUGAGAAAUGACAACAAGCGAUAUCGAACCGCCGUCGUUUACUUUUUACCAAAGCAGUAAAAAAUCGAAUCGUUAAUAAAGAUAAGUUUUAAAUGUUAACGAUAAAGUUCAACGAUACUCUUGUCACUACGGUCUUUUCCUAUUCGUAUAUUUUCAACGCUAAUGGAAACGUAAUAUAUAAGAUAAAAAAGAAAGAAUCAAGAAUGAACGCAUAAAUAUAUAAAAAAAAGACACAAGCUAAUCGAAACUUUAUCGUCGGAUUCACCAAAAAUUCAUGGAAAAUGAAAUCUAAACUUAAGGCUUCAUAACAUAUAUGUAGUGUAUAAUAAUAUUUAGUAAUUUACUAUACAACAUUCAUAAGAAACGUAUGCGUCAGGACGACGUUACCAGAACAUCGAAGUAGAAAAUGAACAUGAUACGAUUGGGUAUGUUUUAUCCGUAUAUCUUUAUCUAGAUCCACGAGUUAUCAAACCGGAUCUGUUCGUGUGAACGAAAUAAUGUAUAAAUAACAUGCCACUGUUCACAAACCCAAAUUCAUCGAAUCCACUGUUCGUUAAAACGAGAUCAUUGCGAAGGUUACAUUUGACAGGUCGGCACGAGGAGUUUUUAUCAAGCCUAUGUAACUUCUAUAUAAUUAUACAACCUUCGUCGAUCCUUCUAUCGGGAGGACUAUAUAGUUUCAGUAACGAACAAAAUCAUUCGUAUUAGCCGUUUAACUGAUCAAGCGACAAUCGUAUUGUAUAGUUUCUACCUACUUACAGAGAGAUGUUUGAGAUCGAAAGUCUACUGUAAAGUAAAAAAGAAAUCUUGUGUAAAAAAAAUAUAUAUGUAUUAAAUUGAGUAUAGUUCCCGGAUGUUAAUCCUCUACUGGUACAGUUGGGUUGUAGCCAAUUUACAGUUUCAGUUGGAUCAUUUCAUCAUAGAGUACUUCAUUUCAAUGCAUUAAGAUCAUUUAUAGAGUUUUUGUAAUAUAAGAUAUAGGACACAAAUUAAGAUAAAAUACCUUAAUUCUUUCAGAAUGUAAUAAAACAGUGAAGAAUUUGUAGUCUAGAAAAUAAUCAAGAUUUCUUGUAUUUCUCAGACAUAGAGAAAUAUUUAUUUUUAGUUUAUAAAAUUUCAGUAAAUUCUAAUAAUUACUUUAUCAAGCUUUCUUGUGUUUCUGACGUCAAAUUCAAUUUUUUUAACUCCAGUACACUUUAAUAAUUACAUCAUCAAAAUUUUUUGUACUCCUAAUAUCGGAUAUAAAAGAUAUAUAUUCCUUACAGCUUUUCAAAAUUUCAAAAAAUACUUUCAAUAAUUACGUUAUGUAUGAUAGUAUAUAAACUAUGGAAUUUUAAUGGGUAUCAUAAUUGACAAUUUUCCGCAUUGUUUGCAUUUUUCUUAUAUUACACUUUCAAAGAAUUAAAAUUAGGUGAUCUAUACAUGUUUUAAAUCUACCCCCAUCUAUUACGGUAAUAUAUAAUUCAAAGACACCAAUUAUGAAUUGUGUAAUCCUUUUUACGUUUUUUCAUAUAAUGGAAUUUUUAAAAUAGAUUAUAUACUAAUAAAAGGACACAAAUUAAAGUGAAAAAAGAUUAAGGAAAAGUCGACAAUGUAAAAAUAAAUAUGGAUUGCCGCUUGGUCAAAAACAUUCUGGGAAGCGAUGUUGAUUCUUCAAAGUUUAUUGGAUUACGAGAUUAAACCGAAUGAUUCUGUUUUACCUCCGUUAUACUUUUGGUUAUACACCAUUUUCUGUGACAUGUAAAUAAACAAGACGACCACGACGAUUGCAUAAAACUUUGCUAACGGCAAAUUAAAUUUGCGAUGUUAAAGAGUCUCUGGAUCAAUACAAUACUAUCACAGCGAAGCUUUCUAUGUGAAACUUUGUCUAUGAAAUUUUCACUACAAAAUUUUCAUUGCGAAAUUUUCACUUCGAAUAUUUUUCAUAUGUAUUAAAUUUGUCAAAUCUACCCUAUCAAAUUGCAUAAAAUAUUACUAAUUAUAUAAAUUUUAUAAAUUAUACAAAUUACAACAUACGUAAAUUCUGUUCUGCGACUAUAAAUCACGAGAGAAAAGAUAUUCGCCACCGAAAAAGGAGAUUAAAAAUUUGCAAUUUUAGCGGAAGAUUUUCGCAUCAUUUAUUACAGUAAAUUUACAGCUAAAAAAUAAUGUUCGCUGCCACCAAAAAUAUUUUACAUCGGUUUGAGGAAUUUGUUAAAAUGCAAAUAUCUCUUUGCCGUUAGUGAAAUUACGAAUUUUUACCCUAUAUUUUAAAACGGUUUUGAAACAAACCAAAGAUAAACGUUUUGAGUAAUUCGAUUUCGAGCCAAGUACAUAGGUAAAGUUUAUGACGAACCUAGUGAGAAGUUUGUUCACGAUGCGAAGUGUUAACAGCCAGUUUAGACGAAACGGUAUCUUGAUCGAUUUCUUGAUCUUACUUUCUUUAUUUAUCUAUUUUAUAAUAUGCAUGUGAAUACGUUUUCCACCAUGUUUCGAUAUUAUAGUGGUCAGAGAAAAAGGAGCAUCAAAAGAUAUUGGAUACAUCCUGUUGUGAAAGAUAGGUAUCAAUUAGAUUCCUAUCAGAUUCCUAUCAGAUUCCUAUCAUAUCUCUAUUAAGUACAGAUGAAAUGAAAUUUUCGUAUGUCAAUGCCUAUAACUAUGAGACUAGCAUUAAUCACGAAGUUAUGGCAUGAUUAAGAACAGUUUUUAAUUCUUAUUAUUGUACACAAUCAUUAUAUACAUUAUACAUAUUAUAUAUAAUCUAAUUUUUAAAAUUGCAUUAAACACUACAUUAAACAUUACACUAAACACUAAUUUUUAAAGUUACAUUAACCCUCUGCUUGCAGUAUGGUUCUUCGAGUCCCAGAUGAAAUUUUUGUUAUUUAAUUUCUGCGAAACGAAAAUGUCAAUCUUCGUGGUUCCUGCAUUUAAAAAAGUUUGCAACUACAAGGUCUUGACUACGCAAACACUGUUUACUUCAUUCAAUUCAGUUCUGAAUACCAUGAGGGUAAAAUGAGCAUUGUACCUUCAGCGAACUAUAUUGCCAUCCACAUCAGUAUUUUGCUAAGUGAAUCUUUUUAAAUGCGUAAUUUUUUUUUAUCUUGUUACAUAUAUCAAUUCCUUGGUGACCGCCUAAGUGUCUUGUAUGAUUCCUAUAUUUCUCUUACAUUAGUAAGUAUGACAUAUGAAACCCCCUUUUUUCGACGCGUGUCUCAUAUCAUUUUUCAAUAAUAAAUAAUCUACACAAAAAUCCCGCAAAUUUAGAUCUCAAAAUAAUUAUACUAUUCUAAGAUUGAUAAAUUUCUCUUUCGAAAUAUUAUAAUCUUAUGGGUAGAACCCAACAAUAUCAUCCUUUAAAUAUUUGUUUAAUACAGAACUGUAUACCUUGAAACAAAUUCCCAUUUUUUCAUAACUUUCCGUCAAAUUUUUAUUUUCAUUGCAAGAAGAUUUAGACAUUUGGCUAAAAUGUCCUUUGUAUAGUAAACUAAGGAUUAUAAUAAGUACUUGAGAAUUUUUCAGAUUUGUUGAAGUCCAAAACAAUAAAAAACCAUAUCAGAGACUGAAAGAGCUGAUCGCGUUAGUAUAAGCCAUGUUGCGGGCGGAGGGUUAAGUGCAAAUAUUGAAAUUAGAAAUGAACUAGAUCCCUAAAUGACAAUAAUUUUUAAAUUGUUGAUAAUCGAAUUUUGACAGAUACAUCAUGUGCUAUAAUUUAUUCGUUCAUAAGAUUCAUUUGUUGAUUAUUUAGAGGGAUUAUAUGUUAGAUAUGUGGCUUAUGAUAGAACAGUGAUUAUAUUUAUAUGUGCAGUUUCAUAGCUUUCUUUGUUAAGUUUAUAAACUUUCGCUUGAAAUUCUAAAAUUUCAUCAUUGUUGAAUAUAUGUAAUGAUGGUAAAAGACAUUUAAAACAUGAAAUAUGACAAAUAUUUUCUUCAUUUCUGGGAAAAAUUAUUUUUCUGAUCUAUUAAUUACAUCAUAAUCUUCUUCUAAUAAAUUAUAUAUUUCCAGGCUACAUCUUUUAAAUUUUUAUCUUUAUAUAAAUUUGUUCUUUUAUCUCAUCUAAUGUGUCUUCGUUCCGCCAACGAAAUUCAAAAUUCCCUAUUCAUUUCUUCCAUUUUCCACGUUUUAGACACACUUUAUACUAUACCAUGAUUCUUCUAUAAGUACGGAAAAAAAAAGAACACGCAUCGAUCGAUUCGAUUUUAUUGCCAGAUCAUCUUAUACAUUGACAAAACCAAAUAUCGAGAGCGAGUGCGUUAAUACACAAACAAUCGGAAGAUGUCAUAGUGACAGCUAUUACACACUAUACCGAAUACAAUUAAUUCAUAUGUUUGGAAGUUGAACGUGCGGCUAAAAUAUAGAAAUGUGUGAAUGCUGCUAGAUAUUGUAAAAAACCACAUUGUCCGAACUGGCUGUAGUUAGUACGUAGUUUUUUAGUGAAGAUUGCUGCGGGAACGUGAAAUUUUUCAAAAUUAAUGAAUUUGAAACCGAGAGUUAAUUUUCAAUUCGAGGAAGGCAUGAGAAUUUCCUUCUAUGUUUGUAGAUAAAUCAGUCUUGUUGUUGUUACAUUCGUGAGUAUCGAAGAGUAAGCGAUUUAUAAUUGAAAGUUUGCCUUCCCAAAAUAAUAUUUUUGUAAACAUUAUUUGUACUCAGAGUUAUAUAUACAUAUAUACAUGUAAAUUAAUAAUAUAAUGUAUAGAAGAUAUAUCUAUAUACGUAUGUAUACAUAGUUACAAUAUCACACGUAUAUAUAAAGAAUAUAUAAGAUAAUUAACAACAUAGUUAAUCGCGCACGUGUUAAGAUGCACACGCGUAAUAUUCACAAAAGAACGAGUCAUGUUAACCCCUAUAAUUAGUCGUAGCUAAAAGAUUUCUAUUGAUGUCACACGAUACGAGACUCUACGAUUUUCGAGAAUGUUUCGUCAUGACGUUUUAAGAUAGUCUACUACUUAAAUCUAGAAAUAAAGAGGAAGAGAAGAAAAUAAAAAAGAUAAAAAAAUGGAUGCAGUUGCAAAAACAGACAAUACUUAUUACUAUAGUAACUUCGUAAAACAAGAAAAGAUAAUCAAGUAGUGAGAGCAUUAAUCUAACCAGUUAUGACUAAUAAUAAUUGUUUCAGUUGAUCGAUUAAUCAUUGUUCAUGGGUCAACCGAUUGUUUUAUACGCUUGAAGAAAAUGCACGAGUUUCCAAAGCCUUUUUGUUGUAAAAUUAUUUUGCAUUGCUAAUUAUAUAUCGCGUUUUUAGAUUUCUUUACACCGCAUAUUUGUUUAUUUCAAAUUAUUUAUUUUCAUUGCUUUGUUGAAAUGAUAUUUUUGGAUUUAUAGGAUUCUUGGAACGAUAGUGAUUAUUUUCAAGCAAUUGUUUAAUUACAGAUAUUAUAAUACGUGAGUAUUCUGAAAUACUUUUAGAAGUUCAACAUUCGUUUACCUUAUUAUUUUAAGUUCAAUGUCGUAUUAUAUCUUGACGUAUUAUAUGUAUAUACAUAUAAUUACUUUGGUACUUUAUUUCUUUUGUUUGUUAAAUUUAUAUAAUGAAUGCCUUUAAUUAAAUAAGUAUUAUUGUAACGGAUGGGCUAACUAGAAGCACACAAUUUUACAAUUUCAUAUGUAUCAGUCAACUUUUACUUCCGAAUCAAGCAGAUUUGCACGAUGUUACAGAGUUAUGAACGCGAAAAAAUGAAGAAAAUGAAAAAGGUUAAUCUUUGAAAUUCGUAGAGAUGAAGAAAAUUUUUAAAUGCACAUUUUUCUACAUUUGAACUAUAUUUGAACCACGAACAUGAAUUAUGAAUUUUCUUUAAAACUCUUUAGAAUUUUUUUGUAUUUGUUUUUUAAUAAUUGUAUUUCAUAUCUUUAAUAUUUCCAAACUUUAUCGCAGAAUGAAUAAACAUUAUACCUUGAAAAUCAUUGGAUCUCAAUACAUUGUACAAUAUAACAUCCAUUCUAUUCAAAUUACCCUUUUCUUUACGAAACACAUGUUUAUCGUAUUUUUUCUUUGAAAAUUCAAUUACUCUGCAUAUAAAACUACAUAAGAUAUUUAAAUCUACAUCGUGCUCCAAAUGAAGUGUUACAAGCCGUUUUCUUAAAAAUCAGUGAAGAUGCUGACUUCAUUUUUGGUAUAAAAAAUGCUAUAGGAGAGCUAAUCUUUUAGUGUAAAAAGCGACUUUUACGGUGAGAAAGAGUCCUAAAUUGUUUUAAAUGGUAGAUGAUAUUAAUUUUUUGUUACUCAGAUAGUUUUUAUCAAACUCAAUAACAUUUACUUGAACUAUUUUUUUUUUUCUAUCGCACACAAUUAUGAUUUAUGGCGAAUAUUUUGUUGACGUUUUGCUUGUUAUGAACAUGUCAUCAAUAUCGGUUACUCCAUGAAUAUUAUCAAAUGUUCAAGAGAGUAGACGAGUUAUUAAUAAGUCUCUAAGAAAUCUAAAAAUAUGAUUUUGAACAUUUAGUAAAAAAAUUAUUCCGAUAUUUUUCAUUUUCUUCGCCUCAUUUUCACUUCCUCAAUAUUUCUCUCCAGAACAAAUUUUUCAAUAUAAUUCGGUAACUAUGCAUAAUAAAAAAAUGGUUCAAGUAAAUGGUAUUCAGUUUGAUAAAAGUAAUCCAAAUAGCAGAACAUUAAUAUCACCUCCCAUUUUAAAAAAUCUAGGGGCUCUCCUUUUCUCUCUAAAUAUCGCCCCAAAAAAUGGGUUUCGCACUAAAAGAUUGGUACCUCCUGUACUACUUAAUUAUAGGAAAAAUGAAAUUGAUAUUCAUUAGUUUCUGAAAAAAUUUCUUCAUAACAUAUCUUCUAAAGAUCUAUAUAAUUACUGUAUUUUCAAUUUAAGGCAGACUUUUAUAAAUCUAUUUCAUUUUCAAAUUAUAUAUUUAUCAACAUUAUCAUACUAUUGGAUUCGUGUAUAUAAAUCUGAAGCAUCAUAUGUUUACAUCUUCUGUUACGUACAUAUCUCCCCUGAUAUAAUCUCAGGCGUGAAUUUGGGAAGCGGAAGUGAAAGAAAAUACUGUAAGGUGAUACGUGAUGAAAGGAAGAUGCGAAUUUCUUCGAUCAAAUUAAAUCUUCCGAAAUAUCGGUCGCGAUUUUCGCGAAAUUGAAAUGUAGAAAAUUCUUAUAGCGUUAUGCAAGAGAAAUGAUAAUAUGGAAUACCAAAUAUCGAGUAUGUUUUGUAGUAGGCUUUUUUUAGUGACAAAACUUCGUUACAUGCUAACGAUCCAAGAAAAUAGAUGUGAUGAUCUAAUAAUAGAUUGCGAAUUUUUAUGCAUUUGUAGGAAAUUUAUGGGAAAUGUGUAAAAAUUCGCAGAAUGCAGAUAAUAUGCAAAAAUAUAUAAAGCAUUCAAAGCAGGUUCGUUAUAACGAGUGGACAUGUUAUAACAGGUAACGGAUUACCAUAAUCUCUACUUAGAUUUCAUUUCUAAAUUACGUUUUUAAAUACAUAAAUUUCCAUAAAUAUCCACAGUCCAGGUAUACAAAUCUGUAUAUUGUUAAUAUUUUCAAUUUAUAUAUGCGUAAAUAUAUAAUAUAUAAUGUAUAACAUAGUAUACAAUAAUAAUAAUAAUAUAUAAUAUAAUAUUUAUAUUAUAUUAUUAAUAAUAAUAUGUAUUAUUAUUUAUAUAUUAUAUUAUAUAUUUUUAUAUAUAUUAUUAUAUUAUACAAUAUAUAUAUAUAUAUAUAUGUAUGUAUGUAUGAUAUGUCAUAUUCUAUUGAUGUUUUCGAUAUUAUUUAUAUAUUGGAAGAAAACUAUUUAUAUAUCAAAAAUAUUACUUUAAAUGUCUAUUAUUUUGGGAUAAUUGUAUGCCGAUGAGAACCUAUUCGAUACAAGAAUCUUUAUAGAUUUUGAUCUUAAUUUCUACGAGUCUCUAUGCGUUUGCGAAGAAUAUACAAUUCAGGAAUAUACGAUUAAUAGUAUGUAAUUUAUGAAAUUAAUGACAAUGUUUGAGUUACCAGUAAGUUUCCACAUUAUCACUUCCCCUUCGGUAUUUAAUUUUAACUCAUUUUGUUAGAUUCUUAAUUCUCACUAAUGAUAAUGUCACUGUGUAUUGUAUACUCAAAAUUUAAAUAAACCUUAGUCUGCUACCGAAA